AUGAAAUACUCACAGAUUAGAGAAACCAACAGGACAUGGCUAUAUGGUCCUAGUAACGGUCAGCCAGUUGGUCCUAGUAACGGUCAGCUACAUGGUCCUAGUAACGGUCAGCCAGUUGGUCCUAGUAACGGUCAGCUACAUGGUCCUAGUAACGGUCAGCUACAUGGUCCCAGUAACGGUCAGUUACAUGGUCCUAGUAACGGUCAGAUACGAGGUCCUAGUAACGGUCAGCUACAUGGUCCCAGUAACGGUCAGUUACAUGGUCCUAGUAACGGUCAGAUACGAGGUCCUAGUAACGGUCAGCUACAUGGUCCAAGUAACGGUCAGCUACAUGGUCCAACUAACGGUCAGCCAGUUGGUCCUAGUAACGGUCAGCUACAUGGUCCAAGUAACGGUCAGCUACACGGUCCAACUAACGGUCAGCCAGUUGGUCCUAGUAACGGUCAGCUACAUGGUCCAACUAACGGUCAGCCAAAUGGUCACUGUAACGGUCAGCUACAUGGUCCUAGUAACGGUCAACUACAUGGUCCUAGUAACGGUCAGCUACAUGGUCCAAGUAACGGUCAGAUACAUGGUCCAAGUAACGGUCAGCUACAUGGUCCAAGUAACGGUCAGCUACAUGGUCCAAGUAACGGUCAGCUACAUGGUCCAAGUAACGGCCAGAUACAUGGUCCAAGUAACGGUCAGCUACAUGGUCCAAUAACGGUCAGCUACAUGGUCCAAGUAACGGUCAGCUACAUGGUCCUAGUAACGGUCAGCCAGUUGGUCCUAGUAACGGUCAGCUACAUGGUCCUAGUAACGGUCAGCUACAUGGUAUUAGUAACGGUCAGCUACAUGGUCCUAGUAACGGUCAGCUAUAACGGUCAGCUACUUGUUCCUAGUAACGGUCAGACUCUUGGUCCUUGUAACGGUGACCCAAUUAGUCCUAGUAACGGUCAGCUACUUAGUCCUAGUAACGGUCAGCUACAUGGUCCUAGUAACGGUCAGCUACAUGGUCCUAGUAACGGUCAGCUACAUGGUCCUAAUAACGGUCAGCCAACUGGUUCUAGUAACGGUCAGAUACAUGGUCCUGGAACGUUCUAUAACGGUCAGCUACUUGUUCCUAGUAACGGUCAGCUACAUGGUCCUAGUAACGGUCAGCUACUUGUUCCUAGUAACGAUCAUCUACAUGGUCCAAGUAACGGUCAGCUACAUGGUCCUAGUAACGGUCAGCUACAUGGUCCUAGUAACGGUCAGCUACAUGGUCCUAUUAACGGUCAGCUACUUGUUCCUAGUAACGGUCAGCUACAUGGUGCUAGUAACGGUCAGCUACAUGGUCCUAGUAACGGUCAGCUACAUGGUCCUAGUAACGAUCAGCUACAUGGUCCUAGUAAGGGUGAACAACUUGUUCUUUAUAACAGUCAGUUGCUUGGUCUUGCUUAUGGUAGUAAAUUCAGACCUAAGGAUCUAUAG
Molecule: messenger RNA, 1452 nt
Organism: Physella acuta
Lineage: Eukaryota; Metazoa; Mollusca; Gastropoda; Physidae
Product: tetra-peptide repeat homeobox protein 1-like
Source: RefSeq, a predicted model, not a curated record